CAGACAGACACAGACAGAGACCGAGAGAGCGCGCGCAAGAGAAGGAGGUUGAAUUGAAUGCUUGGAUAGAGAGAGCGAGAGAGAGUUGAAUGCGCGGAGGGAAACGGACACUGAGCGGUCGGAGGAGACCUGGUACCGGCCGGUUGAAGGAACACGACCCGGGCUGCGGUGGGGUGUGAGACGUGUGAGGGGUGUCCCGACAAGUGUCUUAACGUCCGUUCCACACACCGGCUUCAGGGAUGUAGUCGACGCGGGAGGAGCUCUGCCCACCCGAGCUCUCCAUCGGCAUGAAGAAACACUCGGCCAGGGUCGCCCCGCUCUCCGCUUGCAACAGCCCGGUCCUCACCCUCACCAAGGUAGAAGGUGAAGACCGCCCCAGGGACACCGUGGUGGGCGCCCCCGUCGACGGACAGGCGGCCGUUGCCGUGGCGGCGGGGGCGGAGCCGAGCGCCAGCAGCCGGCGGCGGCGGCUGCCGCGAUGCUGCGUGCGCGUCACCGCCGCUCAGCUGCAGAAGGCCCUGUGGGGCGUGGUCAUGGUGAUGUGCGUGUGCUCGUCAUGGGCGGGCUCCACCCAGCUGGCCAAGCUGACCUUCAGGCACUUCGACGCGCCCUUCACCCUCACCUGGUUCGCCACCAGCUGGAACUGCCUCUUCUUCCCGCUGUACUACAUCGGACACGUGGUCAAGAGCCCCGAGAGGCAGACGCCCCGGCAGAGGUUCAGGGAGUGCUGCCGGUUCUUCGGGGACGACGGGCUGACGCCCAAGGUGUUCUUCACCAAGGUGGCGCCGUUCGGUCUGCUGUGGAUCCUCACCAACUACCUGUACCUGCAGGCCCUGAGGAAGAUCAACACCACCGACGCCUCGGCACUCUUCUGCUGCAACAAGGCCUUCGUCUUCCUGCUGUCCUGGAUCGUCCUGCGGGACCGCUUCAUGGGAGUCAGGAUCGUGGCAGCCAUCUUGGCGAUCGCGGGCAUCGUGAUGAUGACGUACGCGGACGGCUUCCACAGCCACUCAGUCAUCGGCAUCACGUUGGUGGUGACCUCAGCCUCCAUGUCAGCACUCUACAAGGUGCUGUUUAAAAUGGUCCUGGGCAGCGCCAAGUUCGGAGAGGCGGCGCUGUUCCUGACGGUGGUGGGCGGGGCCAACUUCGUGUUCAUCAGCUUCGUGCCGGUCAUCCUGUACUUCACGCACGUGGAGUACUUUGCCUCGCUGGGCGACAUCCCCUGGGCCUACCUGUGUGGCGUCGCAGGCCUGCUGUUCGCGUUCAACAUCCUGGUGAACUUUGGCAUCGCGGUCACAUAUCCAACACUAAUCUCACUGGGAAUCGUGCUCAGUGUCCCAGUGAACGCCUUGGUGGACCUGUACACGUGCGAGAUCCACUUCAACACGGUGCGCCUCAUCGCCGUCUUCAUCAUCUGCCUGGGCUUCCUCAUGCUGCUGCUCCCCGAGGACUGGGACAAGUGCAUCAUCCAGCUCAGCACCAGGCUGCGCAAACGCGACGAGCCAGCGGAGGGCAGCGGAGAGCCGGGCGCCGCCACCGGCCUCAACUGGAACCGCAGAGGAAGGACCUCCAUGUCCACGUUUGCACAUUGACUCGAUUUGAAGGAUGCUCUGAGGGUGUCCACCCGCGGUGAAACACGCACGCACACGGACACACACGCACGCACACGUCACGCACACACGCACACGCACACACACGCACGCACACACACGCGCGCACACGCAUACACAGGAUGGGAUGUUCAGAGCAGCCGGCCUCCCUCCCUCCUGGAGGAGCCUCUGUCCCAGAGGUUCAGAGGUUCAGCCUCUGUACUGGUGAUUGCCGCGACCACACUGCACGGUUGUGGUUUUUAUGGGCAUGGUGCCCAGCCCUCACCUUUGAAACCGCUAACCUUGAUGGAAUAACAAACAGCCUAAACUAUUUGGUCUAGAGCGCACCUUCGUCAGUAAUAUUGAGGAGGUACUUGCCUGGAAAUGAAGUAAGGAGCACAGAAGAUUUAUCACUUUGUUUUUGUAAAACCUAAGUAUCCGUUUUCAGAGCUGUUCAAAAUGAAAGCAUUGACUCAGAUAUGAAAUACAUAUCUGAUUUGAUAAUUUACUUUUAUUUUUCAAUACUUCUCAAUCAUUCCAUUCAACUAGAUACCUGCAUAAAUCAUUAAUUUCGCUUUUCCAUCAACACAUAAUUUAUUAACAUCUAUAUCAGAAUUCAAGGCCGGCACAAAUAAUGCUGACAUCGAUUUUUUUAAAAUAACGCAUAGCUGUGACCCUGAAGAUCCAAAGAAGAAGAAGAAGAAGAAGAAAAGCCUCGAUAAACAAAAUGCCCACGUAACAAACAGAGACUUUGAGUUUGCAUCUCUCAGGGGUCAACUCAAUGGUGAACGGCUGCACUCAUUGGUCGAUACGUCAAUGAAUUCACACGCUUUGGAUAUUCUUGGUGAACAAGGCCAACAUCCGGACAUCUCGAGUAUCCACCUCGCUGAUCGGUCGCCAGUGAUUGGAGGUGACCCCAAAGCAGUGGACCCUUUAUAACCAAAGGUGUCCCAGCGAGGGAAACUUAGCUAUCACAUGAACCAAGGUUUCAUUUCAGAGUUUCUCAGAGUUACUAUGGACAAACGUAACCUAAACAGUGUACAUGUUGGUGACUAGAAAAGGCAUGAAUACGACUGAAACAAUACUAUUGUAAGCUCCGAUGCACCUGUGUUUACCUGUACACACCAAUGUGUAAGAAAUGUCCCGUUCAACUUUACCAGGGUCUAAAUAGGGUGAAUGACAUGGUCUGUUGCUUGGUACACGUUGCAGGUAAUGCAUGGCAUAACUAACAUCUGGUAUCUUUGUUUGCAGAUCAUUGAAAGGCCCCACUUUGAUAAUUUGAGCUAACCCAUAAACAAAUGACCAUUCAGUAACUUACAUUACUUAAUACUUACACUAUGAAUGGGACAUUAGACUCUAUUCCAAUGGUGGACUAAGGCCUGAAAGUAUUUACAUUUUUUAAGAAACACUAUAGUUCAAGAUGUUACACACUAUGUAAAUGUAUGUAAAUUUAAGAUUUUUACCCUCAACGCCAAAAAAUGAUUUGUUAGAGUUUGGAAACAAAAAGGCAGAAUACAGUGUGUGCAUCCAAAUUCAAAACGAUUUGAAAUUGCCCAUCAGAAUUCAGCUUAGUCACUUCUAUACUUCCCUAGUAUACAGAAUAUACAAGUAUACUAUCACUAGAAUAUAAAUAAGUAUUUUUGUUGAAACCUAAAACAGAACUGCAGCAAAGAAAUUAUAAUUAGUAGAAGAUUAUUCAUUGCGUUUUGCAGAGAGGCGUGGACGAUUGUAUGCAAAUGGCGGUUAAUUGUCAGGCUUUGCGGGACACGAAUAGAAAAGACACAUUUUUAUUAUUAUUCAUAUUUCUGGGGCAGGGUAAAUCAUUUCGAAACACACUGUACGAGAGUAACGGAGGCACUGUAAAGCAUACAGGAAGGUUGUUUACUGGGUUAGGAGAACAUUUUGCCUUGCUCUAUGUGAAUGUAUGAACUGCUCUUGACUUUCCUCACUACAUGCUAUUUUAGUUUUUAUACCGGCGCCAUACAAAUGCUGCAAACAGACUUUUUAAUACUACGCUUCUGACACGCAUCUGAGAAGGAACUUUCUAAAGAGAGAAAUACUUGGUAUUUUUGCCGGCUAAUUUGGGGGAACACUGAUGUGUGUGUGUGUGUGUGUGUGUGUGUGUGUGUAUGUGUGUGUGUUAGGGGCUGGGUGGGAAGACAGGCAUGCAGACAUAGGCAGAUACAUCGCAACGCAAACGUACAUUACAAGUUCGCUUCACUGCCUUUUUCUCAUGUUUAUUGUGCAAUAUAAAAAGUAAGCACUGUACCCAUUGUCAUUUUGUAUGACAAUAAAUAAUUAUAUUGUAUUCCUCUGGAAUUAUUGCUAAAGAUAAAUGUAAACCUUUGUAAGGAAUGUUUUUUUCUACACCAAAAAGCAGGGGACGAUUAUCAUGUUUCAGAAAGAAAUAUUUAAGAGUGUGAUAAAGAUGGCAAAGUUUAUUGGGUCUACUGUUAUUUCUCUUUGAGUGUAAUGACAUGUGCUGUAUAAAAAUAUUUCUUUUCAAUA
Messenger RNA from Gadus morhua (Atlantic cod), 4097 nucleotides. RefSeq names its product solute carrier family 35 member F3b (gene slc35f3b). The record is from RefSeq and is a predicted model, not a curated record. Bases 288 to 1592 code for a protein of 434 amino acids. The transcript has 7 exons. NCBI's taxonomy places the organism in Eukaryota, Metazoa, Chordata, Actinopteri, Gadiformes, Gadidae. Gene Ontology annotation, cellular component: membrane.